Arabidopsis thaliana (thale cress) is the source of this 975-nucleotide messenger RNA. RefSeq names its product NAD(P)-binding Rossmann-fold superfamily protein. Bases 81 to 863 code for a protein of 260 amino acids. Gene Ontology annotation, molecular function: oxidoreductase activity. NCBI's taxonomy places the organism in Eukaryota, Viridiplantae, Streptophyta, Magnoliopsida, Brassicales, Brassicaceae. The transcript has 5 exons. The record is from RefSeq and is marked reviewed.
GCCAACCAUUAAGCUUAUCAUUCUAACUGAUUAUACUUGUGGCUAUAGUGACUAAGUGUCGUCACACACACAACACAACAAUGGAUAUUAACAGGUGGAGUCUUCAAGGUAUGACUGCUCUUGUAACCGGUGGAUCAAAGGGAAUUGGGUAUGCAAUAGUGGAGGAACUUGUAGGCUUUGGUGCAAGAGUUCACAUCUGUGACAUAGACGAAACUCUGCUAAACGAAUGCUUAAGUGGAUGGCAUGCAAAAGGGUUUGAAGUGAGUGGUUCAAUCUGUGAUGUUUCCUCUCGACCUCAGAGAGUGCAAUUGAUGCAGACUGUUUCUUCUCUAUUUGGUGCCAAACUCAACAUCCUUAUAAACAAUGUUGGCAAGUACAUAUUAAAGCCAACUUUAGAAAGUACAGCUGAAGAUUUCUCAAGUUUAAUGGCUACCAAUUUGGAAUCUGCUUACUACAUCUCCCAAUUGGCACAUCCUUUACUUAAAGCCUCGGGAAAUGGGAAUAUCGUGUUUAUUUCCUCGGUAACGGGGGUUGUCUCUGGCACAUCUACCAUAUAUGGUGUAACAAAAGGAGCCUUGAAUCAACUGGCAAGAGAUUUGGCGUGUGAAUGGGCCAGUGACAACAUAAGGGCUAACUCUGUAGCUCCUUGGGUCACUGCAACUUCUCUUGUCCAAAAAUAUCUUGAAGACGAGAUAUUUGCGGAAGCUAUGUUCUCAAGAACCCCAUUAGGACGUGCAUGUGAGCCACGUGAGGUUGCGUCGCUGGUGACAUUUCUCUGUCUCCCUGCAGCUUCUUAUAUAACAGGACAAACCAUUUGUAUUGAUGGUGGUUUCACUGUUAAUGGAUUCUCCUAUAAGCCAUAGGGUCAAACCCUAGAAAACACUUCUACAAUUAACAAUUUCUAUGAUGUAUGAACAUUUGGUCAAGUUUUACUACAUUAUGUCAAAAAUAAAUGAGGUCAAGCUUAUAUAUGAA